GAGGACAGCCCUGAGCUACACCGUGCACGACCGCACUUCCCAGUUUGUCGCCUGGCAGAUGGAGUGGAUUCCCCAUUCCCACCGGUUUCGCAUCAGCGAAACGAGGUCCAAGCACUCGGAAAUUCAAUCACCCAAUGACGAUGAGGAGAGACAGUGGAAUCGCGAUGGAGCUAGGAGGGGAAUAGAGGUCGAGUGAUACUUCGUUGAGCGGGUUGAUGACGACCACCAUGGAGGAGGCAGCAGCUUCAACUACUGAACUGUGCCAACAUCGACUCCCGCUGUCUGUAUUUUUGAAUGCAAUAGGAAUAGUCUGUCCAGGCAACAAAGAUGAGCAGAGUAACUCCUAGGAAUCACCUGAUACGGCUCCUUGAGUUUGGCAAGUUAAAGUAAAAGGAUGGUAUCUCUUCUGCAGUGGUCGGAUGUCCGUGCCUUGUGCACAGGAGAUCUGGCCCACUUCCCCAGAUUGUCCGAAGGAAUGAAAGGUUUCAUUUCAUUUUUCAUUUUUCCUCUUUUGUUACUUCUCCCCGGUCUCUGGCUUGAGUUGAACGAACCUAUGUAAUACAGAAGAGAAGAAUCAUCCACACCAUCACACAAAACGUAAGACCAGAAGUGUGAGGUAAAAAGAUCUGGCAAGGACGCGACUGGUCACAAUGCUCCCAGACGCAGGGAGCUUCAUUCCUCAAGAGGAAAGUGGCCUGCGGUGUCGCUGCCUGGGCUUCGGCCCAUCUCCGCACUGGUGAGUGACGAGACUGUGCUGGUCAGUAGCGUGGGGUGUGGCGUCCACCUGAGCCGGAGAAGUGUCUAUCCUGGCAUGCAAGUAAUGCAUACAUAAGACCGGACGGGGCAAUCAUCGUCGUAGGAUGGGUUUUGUCCGGCUUGGUACGUACCAGCGGACAGAGUGC
Aspergillus caelatus is the source of this 902-nucleotide messenger RNA. RefSeq lists its product as uncharacterized. The transcript has 2 exons. Bases 395 to 559 code for a protein of 54 amino acids. Lineage: Eukaryota; Fungi; Ascomycota; Eurotiomycetes; Eurotiales; Aspergillaceae. The record is from RefSeq and is a predicted model, not a curated record.